AUGGCGUCUCUCGAUGAGAAGCCCCUGACAUCGACGCCGCUGAUGCUCGACAACGACUACAUCGACGAAAAAGCAGCCUCGUCCACCGAGCCUCAGCGACGAGGUGGAAGCGAGAUCACCGUCUUUUGGCCUCCUGGAGGCAAAGCAUACAGCCUACGUGGCUGGAAACUCGGUCUCGUCUUUUGGACCAUCGUCGCCUACUUCUUCUUCCCGUUUGACAAGCUGUCCCUCAACAGUCUCCAUGCCUUCCGUCACCACCGACCGUGCCACCAUGCGAGCAAGGGUCUGCACGGCUACUCGCAGCACCUACGUGCAUCUGGCUUCCUGUCAAGUCACGGUGACAGCUCUUCCGCCUCAGCAGUGAAGGACACGCCGGAGGCACGAUGGAAGCAGUGGUUCGCCAAGCUCGAGACCGACUUCCUCGCCGUGCCCACCGCCUCGGGCGCGCGCGACGCCCUCAAACGCUACACUAAUGUGAGCCACGUCGCUGGCACCGAGGGCGACUACAAUUCUGCGCUCCAGAUCCUCUCCGAAUGGGGCAACCUCGUCGGUGCUCCUCUCACCGAGAACCUCAAGGACCUCGUGUUCGACGCUGGAUCCGCAGAGGGCCAAGCGUACCUGCACGGCACCGGCGACAAGUCGGGCGUCCGCGCCUGGACCGACACGUACGCCGUCUGGCUCAAUUACCCGCUCAACUCUUCGCUGACGCUCUCCAAGCCGGACUCCACAGAUGCGCCCUAUUGGAAAGCCAAGCUGGAGGAAGACGUGCUCGAGGCGGACCCGACAAGCGGCCGCGGCGUGCCGCUCUUCCACGGCUACUCGGCAUCCGGCAGCGUCUCCGGCCAAGUCGUGUUCGCCGGCAUGGGUCGCAAGCAGGACUUUGCCGACCUCGCCGCCAAGGGUGUCGAUGUCAAGGGCAAGAUCGUGCUCGUCGACUACGGGUCCAACUUCCGCGGGCUGAAGGUGCGGGCUGCCCAAGAGGCCGGUGCGGUAGGUGUGAUCAUCUACACCGACACCAUCGAGGAUGGCGAGAUCACCGAGGCGAACGGGCACAAGGCGUACCCGGAUGGUCCUGCGAGGAACCCUUCUGCGGUGCAGCGUGGAAGUGUGCAAGGUCUGUCGUUUUACCCUGGUGACCCAUCGACGCCGGGCAAGCCGUCGUACCGGAAUGCGACCCGGCUCGAGCCAGAGGAUGCUGACUCGCUACCCAAGAUCCCCUCCCUCCCACUGUCUUACGCUGAGGCGAAAGUGCUGCUCGAGGCGAUGAAGGGCAAAGGUCUGCGCGCGGAAGACGUCAACAACCGCAUGGCGGGCGCCAUCGAUGGCGUCGAAUACUGGACCGGUCCCUCGGACGACAUUGUCCACCUCGAAAACUUUGUCGACCUGAAGGUGCGUGAUAUUUGGAACACCUACGCUGUGCUUCCGGGCCACAUCACGGACGAGGUGGUGAUCCUGGGCAACCAUCGGGAUGCAUGGACGUUUGGUGCGGCGGAUCCCAACUCGGGCACCGCCUCGUUCCACGAAGCCAUCAAAGGUCUUUCCACCCUCUACCGCGCGGGAUGGAAACCCAUGCGCACCAUCGUCUUUGCCAGCUGGGACGCUGAAGAGUACGGUCUAGUCGGCUCUACCGAGUUCGGCGAAGACUACGCCCAGUGGAUCCGCGACCACGUCGUCGCAUACCACAACGUCGAUGUUUCCGUUGCUGGUUCGGUGCUUCAAUCCUCCUCCUCGCCCUCGCUGUCGCGCUUCGUCCAGGAUGCCGCGGCAAAAGUCACUGCUCCGAACUCCACUGCGAAGAUCACCCUCGAUGCGUUCCACCCCCUCGGUAGCGGCUCCGACUACACCGUCUUCCUCCAACACCUCGGCAUCGCCUCCACCGACCUCGGAUUCAAACGCGCCCCCACCGAUCCGAUUUACAUGUACCACUCCAACUACGAUUCCUUCCACUGGAUGGACACGUUUGGCGAUCCUGGAUUUGCACGCCAUGAAGCGGCAGCGAAAAUCGUCGGUUUGAUGGCCAUUGAGAGCUCGACACAGCUCUUUGCGCCGAUCGACGUGCAGGACUAUGCUCACGAGCUGCAGCGCUAUCUGGGCAAGGUCGAGCGCAUCGCGGAGAACAACUUGGGUGUUCAAUUGGGUGCCAAGAGGCCAGGGUGGCUCAAGGAGCUGCAGAGGUCGACGCACAAACUCGGCGUUGCCGCUAACCGAUUCGAGCAGCGCAAGGUGCACUUGGGGAAGGAAAUGGCGAAGCUCGCACAGAAGCACCAAAAGCACGGCAAACACGGAAAGCACGGCAAGGAGAUCUGGAAGGCGCUGCGCGAGGUUCGAGCGACGAACAAGAAGCUGCAGACGUUCGAGCAGGGGUUGAUUUCGGAGGAAGGGCUGAAGGGACGAGAGUGGUACAAGCACCUGGGAACGGCGCCGGGGAGGUGGUUGGGGUACGGAGCGACGACGAUGCCCGGUGUCACGGAGGCGAUUACGCUGGAUAAGGGUGAGGGGCUGGAGAGCGAGGCGAGGCGGUUGAGCAAGCAUAUCAAUGGACUUGCGAGACAUUUGGAGAAGAAGCACUGA
Messenger RNA from Kalmanozyma brasiliensis GHG001, 2571 nucleotides. RefSeq names its product Protease-associated domain, PA. Lineage: Eukaryota; Fungi; Basidiomycota; Ustilaginomycetes; Ustilaginales. The coding region runs from base 1 to 2571 and encodes 856 amino acids. The record is from RefSeq and is a predicted model, not a curated record. The transcript has a single exon. Gene Ontology annotation, molecular function: carboxypeptidase activity.